Cajanus cajan (pigeon pea) is the source of this 880-nucleotide messenger RNA. RefSeq names its product large ribosomal subunit protein eL20z. Lineage: Eukaryota; Viridiplantae; Streptophyta; Magnoliopsida; Fabales; Fabaceae. The record is from RefSeq and is a predicted model, not a curated record.
AAAUAAAUCACAAUCAUUCCCACAAAUACAAACAAUUGAACCAUUUCUCUGCCACUAUCCAUCCAACCUUCACAACUAGUCAAUAACUCUUUCAACAAAUAUGACUGACGAAGACAAACCUAAAGCCUUCUCCGCCGACCACCACCACCACCACCCUCCGCCGCCGCCGCAACCCUAUCCAGCCGCCCAGUACGGCACCUUCCAAGGCGUCUCCAACUACCCUCCGCCGCCGCCGCAGCAGCACCCCGCCAUCGGCUUUCCUCAGCCCGUUCCGCCGCCCGGCGUCGGCGACUCCUCCGCCCCUCCUCCGCCCUAUUACUCCGGGUACCAAGCAGUUCCCGGUUAUGCUGUUGCUGAAGGAAGACCUGUAAGAGAACCCCGCCUUGGUUGCUGUGGCAUUGGUUGCGGCUGGUGUCUGUUUAUAUUAGGCUUCUUUCUUGCUGGUAUUCCAUGGUAUGUCGGAGCAAUAAUUAUGCUUUGUUCCAGAGUAGACUAUCGGGAGAAACCUGGAUAUGUUGCUUGUAUAGUUGCUGCUGUUCUGGCUACAAUUGCGAUUAUUUUUGGUGUGACAAAGGGUGCAGAGGACUGGUAGUCUUCAUGUUAAGAGUUGUAAAGUUUGCUAGACAAAUGCAUGUAAAGUAAAUCAGUUGCUGGAAAUCAUGUCCGAGUGCGAUUUAUGUAUUCAUUGAAAACUGCUACCAUAUGUAAUCUGGAUUGUUUGAUUUAUUACAUGGUUCACCUGGUCCUGACUAAAGAUAUGAUGAAGCAAGACUUUAUGUGCUUUAUCAAUAUUUAUAGGAAACAUUGUUAUAGUGAGUUAACAAUUAUAGCAUAUACCACCCCCUCUUUAAAUAAGGAUCAUGUUUGUUACUUGCUUUUU